UUCAAAUUGAACACACAGUGAGUUUGAAGAUGAUGAAGUUGAUGAUGAUGAUACAGAGAUGGAGUUCUACAAAAGCUUCGAAAUUUGUUCAGCCUCGCCUCCCGGAGACAGGUACUCUGAGAAAUGCUUUACUCCUCCAUUGCCCGAAUGAGCUGUUUUCUUGCUGCGAACGAGACUUUUCUGGUUUCAGCGAUAGGAAUCUGUCUUACAGAGAGAGAUUGAGAAGUGGGCUUGUAGAUAUUAAGUCAGAUGAUGCUGUUAAUCUCUUCCAAGACAUGAUUCACUCUCGUCCUCGUCCUAGUCCUGUUGAUUUCAGUAGAUUGUUUGGUGCUGUUGCCAGGACAAAACAGUACGAUCUUGUUUUAGCUCUCUGCAAGCAAAUGGAAUUGAAUGGGAUUGCACAUAGCAUCUACUCUUUGAGUAUUAUAAUCAAUUGCUUCUGCCGACGCCGAAAACUCGAUUUUGCUUUUUCUGUUUUGGGGAAGAUCCUGAAACUUGGGUAUGAGCCUAACACCAUCACUUUUAACACUUUACUCAAUGGCUUAUGUCUCGAGGGCAGAGUUUCCGAAGCGGUUGAGUUAGUUGAUCGAAUGGUAGAAUUGGGACAUACACCCAAUGUCAUUACAAUCAACACUGUGGUCAAUGGACUUUGUCUCAAUGGUAAAGUGUCUGAAGCUGUGGUUUUGAUAGAUCGAAUGGUAGAAAUGGGACAUACACCCAAUGUCAUUACAAUCAACACUUUGGUCAAUGGACUUUGUCUCAAUGGUAAAGUGUCUGAAGCUGUGGUUUUGAUAGAUCAGAUGGUUGAAAAUGGUUGUCAGCCCAGUGAAGUUACAUAUGGACCGGUUUUAAAUGUAAUGUGCAAGUCCGGCAAAACUGCCUUGGCCAUGGAGUUGCUAAAAAAGAUGGAAGAAAGAAAGAUCAAGCUCGAUGCAGCCAAAUACAAUAUCCUCAUUGAUGGCCUUUGCAAAGACGGGAGCCUGGACGAUGCAUUCAACCUAUUCAAUGAAAUGGAAAUGAAAGGGAUCAAAUCAGAUAUUAUUACCUACAACACUCUCAUUAGAGGCUUCUGUAAUGCUGGUAGAUGGGAUGAUAGUGCCAAGUUGCUUAGGGAUAUGAUCACAAGGAGAAUCACCCCAGACGUCAUCACAUUCAACGCAUUGAUUGAUAAUUUUGUGAAAGAGGGAAAAUUUCUAGAGGCCGAAGCACUGCACAAUGAGAUGGUCCAACGAGGUAUAUCUCCUGAUACUAUUACAUAUACUUCUUUGAUAGAUGGGUUUUGCAAGGAGAACCGCCUAGACGAGGCAAACCAGAUGCUGGAUCUGAUGGUUAGCAAAGGGUGUGAUCCUAAUAUCGUGACUUACAGUAGUCUCAUAAAUGGUUAUUGUAAGGCUAAGCGGGUCGAUGAUGGUUUGGAACUUUUCCGCAAAAUGUCUUUGAGAGGAGUGGUUGCAGAUACAGUCUCUUAUACCAGUCUUAUCCAAGGGUUUUGUCAAUCGGGAAAACUUAGCCUUAAUGUUGCUAAAGAACUCUUUCAGGAGAUGGAUUCUCGUGGUGUUCAUCCUGAUAUUGUGACUUAUUCUAUUUUGCUGGAUGGGUUGUGUGACAAUGGGGAAACAGAAAAAGCAUUGGAUAUUUUUGAAAAAAUACAGAAGAGUGAGAUGAAGCUUGAUAUUAAUAUCUAUAAUAUCAUUAUUCACGGGAUGUACAAUGCUAGUAAAGUGGAUGAUGCUUGGGAUUUAUUCUGUAGGCUCCCUCUCAAAGGAAUGCAGCUUGAUGUUAGGGCAUACACCAUAAUGAUUUCAGGAUUAUGUAAGAAAGGGUCACUCUCUCAAGCAAAUAAAUUGUUUAGAAAAAUGAAAGAGGAUGGGCCUGCGCCAAACGACUGUACAUACAACACUCUUAUACGAGCACAUCUCAGAGGUAGUGACAUAACCACAUCAGCUGAACUCAUCGAAGAAAUGAAAAGGGGUGGGUUUGCUUCUGAUGCUUCGACUAUAAAGAUGGUUAUGGAUAUGUUAUCAGAUGGUAGAUUGGAUAAAAGUUUUUUGGAUAUGCUUUCUUGAAUCAACGAGAGAUAUAAG
This is a messenger RNA of Camelina sativa (false flax), 2084 nucleotides long. RefSeq lists its product as uncharacterized. Lineage: Eukaryota; Viridiplantae; Streptophyta; Magnoliopsida; Brassicales; Brassicaceae. Gene Ontology annotation, molecular function: protein binding; mRNA binding. Gene Ontology annotation, cellular component: chloroplast. Gene Ontology annotation, biological process: chloroplast-nucleus signaling pathway; mitochondria-nucleus signaling pathway. The record is from RefSeq and is a predicted model, not a curated record.